Messenger RNA from Diospyros lotus (date-plum), 629 nucleotides. RefSeq names its product auxin-induced protein 15A-like. The record is from RefSeq and is a predicted model, not a curated record. The transcript has a single exon. Lineage: Eukaryota; Viridiplantae; Streptophyta; Magnoliopsida; Ericales; Ebenaceae. Bases 75 to 389 code for a protein of 104 amino acids. Gene Ontology annotation, biological process: response to auxin.
UGGGCACCCACUUUCAGCGCCUGUAAAGCAUUUUUUUCGAACACAUUACAAGCGUUUCUACAUAGAAGAAGCUCAUGGGGAUUCGGUUGGCCACGUUUGUUAUUCAGGCAAAGCAGAUUCUGCAGAUGAGGUCUCUUAACAGUAAGUCGUCGUCUUCACCGGUGGCGAAGACGGCGAACGUUCCGAAGGGUCAUUUCGCAGUUUACGUGGGCGAGAAGCAGAAGAACCGGUUUGUGAUCCCCUUGUCGUACCUGAAGAAUCCUUCGUUCCAGGAGUUGUUGAGGCGAGCUGAGGAAGAAUACGGGUAUGAUCCUCCGAUGGGCGGUCUCACCAUUCCCUGCAGCGAGGACGCCUUAUUGAAUGUGGCUUCACUGCUCAAGUAUACGUAGUAGUAGUACUGCAACUUAAUUACGGUAUUACACUACAGAGAGUGGAGCAAUGGCGGCGCACUUGAAACGCCACUAAAAGACUCUUUAAUAGCCUCGUUUUAAAACGCCCCUAAUGAUUUGUAGAUUGAACAAAAUAGGAUUGUGGCCGCUUCCACCAAUUUUGUAUAAAUCUUUGGCUAAUUUUGUAUUGGAAUUCUACUGAAAUAAUGAAUGCGCAACCCUUGGCUAUAUAUAAAUCAA